CCAAUUUCAAUAUUCACUUCUCCGAGCUAUUGACCUCAUGUCAUGGGCCUAAAUUGAUUAUAUUGAACGCCUUACUGCAGUUGGAGACUGACUGCUAUCAUGGAACAGAGGAGCAGACGUUGAAUCGGGCGCAGGACGACUUUCAAUUAAUCUUUUGGUUUCCUUUUCCAUUUUUUUGUUUACAAAUCACAAGAUCAGUUUAGUGAUUUCGUGAAUAUAAAGACAGAUAUAAAGAGUUCCGAAUCAUAUGAUCAUGUGACUUGGACAAAAUGGCGGAUAAAAUUACAAGUACUGCAAGUUCUCCUAAUACAUCUGCUUUGUACUAUGAUGUGUCUCCAAAUAUAGUGACGUUUUACAGAUUAUUUGGAGGUGUCACUUUAAUAAUGGUUUUGUUGGCUUUUGUCUUCUGCCUGGUGAAGGGAUCAGAGAACCACACAAACUACCUAUUAGCCUGUAAUCUAAUCAUCAGCACAUUUGUUGGAGUAGUCAUUUCUUGGUGGUACAGAGGCGGUGAUCUGACAUCUGACAAAUGGUGGUUCCUGAUCCUUGUGUGUGCCGUCAUUAUCUUCCAGUGUUUAACCACAGACAUUUAUGCCUUCCAUGCUAGGGUAGUACCUCCUACUGGCAUAUCUACACCCCCUCCUUUCCAGAACAGGACAAUCCCAGCCAGAAAUAUCACAUCAGCAUUUAACAUUACUACACCUCACAAAAUGGAGAAUUUCUUGUAUGACAUAACAGAAAGCCCCAUACCAGGGAGAUAGGAGUUGAUGGCCUAUGAAGUGACAAGAUGUCAAUAAAAGUUAUAUAUGAUUUCUCAUGUUUAUUAAAUUAACAUUUCUUGCAUGAUAUAACAGAGAAUCCCACUCUUUGAUGGGAGUUUGGACUAAUUAUUAAGUUAAAAUUUUUAUGAUAUAUGUAAGUUAUAUGUAUUUAGUGAACAUUGCUGUACUAAUAUUAUUUCAGUCAGCUUUAAAGUGCCCCAUGAAUCGGGCGACGUAUACCGCCAUGGUUACAUUAGAGGAUUAGAAGAGUUUGUUCGGAGGGAUAUAGGGAACGCCUACGUCCGUCCAUCCGUCCGUACAUAUGUCCAUCUGUCCAGGCAAUAUCUCAAAUAUCGUUGGCCCGAUUUUGUUCAUAUUUUGUACGCAUAUACCCAAUGGAUAUAGAAGUUCUGCUCGAAAGCCAAUUUUCAAAAUGGCCACUCAUUUAAAAUUAUCGGCCAUUUUAGUUCCAAUUUUACAGUAAUUUAAGUGCAAUAUGUAAAACUGUAAUAGCAAUAUGUUUUAAAUGUAAAAAAAUUAUAUAGGACUUUGAUCAUGGGCUUUCAACCAUGCUUUGAUAAAGCU
Molecule: messenger RNA, 1346 nt
Organism: Owenia fusiformis
Lineage: Eukaryota; Metazoa; Annelida; Polychaeta; Sabellida; Oweniidae
Source: the annotation of a GenBank genome assembly